Gracilinanus agilis (Agile Gracile Mouse Opossum) is the source of this 1147-nucleotide messenger RNA. Its product is annotated as PH and SEC7 domain-containing protein 3-like. The transcript has a single exon. The record is from RefSeq and is a predicted model, not a curated record. The annotation marks the transcript as partial. NCBI's taxonomy places the organism in Eukaryota, Metazoa, Chordata, Mammalia, Didelphimorphia, Didelphidae.
GUGACCAUGGAGGAAGCACUUUACUCCCACCCAAUAUCACCAAUGAAUUUACAGAAUAUGGGACCAUGGAAGAAAGGGGAGAGGUCCUCAGGGCUUCACUUGAAUUUGAUGCAGAGAGUGAACAGUGCUGCGUGCAGGGGCGGGAGCGGGGCCAGCUCUUGGUUGGCCCCCAGUUUGGUCUUGAUGGUCCUACUGCCGGAGGACUGAAUCAUGAGGGGGAAGCAUCCUCACACAGGCAUCUCAAGGACCCAGGUUUGCUACAGCCCAUUGGCACCCUGGCCUCGGCCCCGAACGCUGCAGAAAUGAGCAUGGCUUCAGGCGGACUGCAAGCACCAAAGGUACUAGAAGGAGAUGUGGUUUCUGUUUCAUCAUCCUGGCGAAUGGAAAAAGGUGCGAAUGCCACCCGCCGGGAAGCACGAGGAGCCAACAGACCAGCCGCUGCUGGCCAAGAAAAACCACCAGAAAUACCUCUUCCAGCUGAACUAAUAACUGAGGAAAAUUUUUAUUUGAGUAUUGAAAAGGAUUUGACUGCCUUAUUAACUGGGGACACCCAGCCAAUGUUGUCCCAAGUCAUAAAUAAUGGGAAGAAAGAGACUAGCAGAGGGCAAGAGAGGAUCUGCCAAAAGACCCCCGGGGAGAUACCAGCAGCGGCCCAUAAAGUAGAGGGCACCAUUAACUUUGCAGGGGGGAAAUGGCCCGAUAUGGGGAGGAAGCAGCCAGGAUUUGAUCGAGAUACGGUCUACAGGUCGUCCUUAGAGCAGGGGAGCUCGCAGGCAGGCCGCUCUGGUAGGAUCAAACAUGUAGGAUUUCAAGGGGUAGAGAUCCUGUGGACAGGGGGAGAGGAGGAAGAAAUGAGACAUUCCUCAGCAGAUGUGGAGGCAUCUGUGGAAAGGACAGCCUUUUCCAAAAACAAGGAGUUUUCCAAAGUAUCAAGUCAUCCUGUUCCAUCUGUGGCUUUCUCUCAUUCAGUCAGGUUGAUGGAGGGUGUUUGGGAUGAACCUUGGAAAGAUUCUUCAGAAAGGUUUGGAACUAGAUCAGGGACAUUUUCUCCAGGAUUGCUUGUGGAAGGAGGAGAGGAUGAAGUGUUCUUGAAGGAAAAUGAGCAAUAUCCUGAGAAGAAGUCUGUGCCAGAGGGGGAAGUGAAAAG